AUGAAAGACAUAAUGGAUACUGCUCAAUACAUUCCUAUUGAAUUAUUAUUAUCUCGAAUAAUAAUUGAGUGUAAACAUCACUCCUUAAGUUUAAAUUGCCAUGACCAUGCAAGUAAUGAUGGAAACUUAACUGAUUACUUUGACACUGACGCAUACAAGCAAUAUUUCUAUUUUUCUAAAAUCCCUGAUGCAAUGGUUUUACAUUUUUAUAUUGAUGGGUUUAAAACAACAAAUCCACUUGGUCCACAUACACUGAUACAUAAAAUGGAAGCUCUUUAUAUGGCAGUGAGAAACAUACCUUCCAGAUUUAUUUCCAAAGAAUCUUCAAUUUUUCUGGUGGUUAUGUGGUAUGCAUUAGAUGCUAAAGAUAAAACUCGAUCUUAUGAUUUAAAUUUUGCCCCAUUAAUAAAUAUGUUGAAGCAAUUAGAAUCUAAUGAGGGUGUGCAAGUCUCUAUCUGCAAUCAAACAAUAAAAGUACGAGCAUCCCUAGCUCUUUUUUCUGCUGAUAAUUUGAAAUUCUGUAGAUUAUGUGAAGUAACAAAGGAAGAAAGUCAAGUCAAAUUCCUUGAGACUGAUUAUGUUAAACGAACUAAAAAGUCUUAUAAUCAUUCAGUUAAUUCAGAUGGUCAACCUGAUUAUAAGGAGUCUGAAAGCGGAAUUAAACACGGGUGCAUUUUUAAUGAGCUAAAGUACUUUCAUGUUAUGAAAAAUUUUGCUGUUGAUGCAAUGCACGAUUUAUUAGAAGGGAUAGUUCCUACUGAAAUAAGUGAUGUUUUAGGUAGUUUAAGUGCUGAUGGGUAUAUAUCUCUAAGCGAAUUUAAUGUGUUGUUGACUGAAUUUAAUUUUGACUCUUCUGCAGAAAUAGUCGACUCACAACUUUUGCAUCUUUUGAACGAUUAA
This is a messenger RNA of Hydra vulgaris (swiftwater hydra), 900 nucleotides long. RefSeq lists its product as uncharacterized. The record is from RefSeq and is a predicted model, not a curated record. NCBI's taxonomy places the organism in Eukaryota, Metazoa, Cnidaria, Hydrozoa, Anthoathecata, Hydridae.